This is a messenger RNA of Leptopilina boulardi, 5363 nucleotides long. It is a transcript of the gene cmpy, whose product is annotated as cysteine-rich motor neuron 1 protein-like. NCBI's taxonomy places the organism in Eukaryota, Metazoa, Arthropoda, Insecta, Hymenoptera, Figitidae. Bases 964 to 2316 code for a protein of 450 amino acids. The transcript has 7 exons. The record is from RefSeq and is a predicted model, not a curated record. Gene Ontology annotation, molecular function: serine-type endopeptidase inhibitor activity; protein binding.
CGCUUGCGCUUCGCGAGAGUAUUAUAUGUAUAAUAUGCUGCGCGUGGUAAAUUUACCGUGUGUGAUACGUGUGUAUAGCAUUUUGGAUCGCUGUCAGCGCGCUUUUUUUAUGGCAAUGACUCAUUGAAGGUGUUUCACAAUCUCAGAUAAUAUAAUCUUUUCUUCUUUUUUUUUUUUUGAAUGACUGUCACAGGAAAAAAAAGGUGCAACAAAUUAAAAAUUUUUUUUGCUAAUUUAUUCCUACACCUGAUGACUAAACUGUUUAAUAUUUGAGCGAUAUUACUCGCACAUACCUUUAGAAAUCAAAGUCUAAUAUUGCUGAUAAGAGAUAGUGAAUUUUUUUUUGAAAUCUGACCUAGGACAAAAAAUUUUUUAAGAUUUAUUGUUUUAUGAAGAAAAUUUGAAAAUAAUUUUUAAAAAAGGAGAAUUAGUAUGACAACUGAUGUUAUUUGUUUUAAAUUGUCAGAUAAGAGGAGAAAAAUGUGAUACCGGAAGUUGAGGAAAUAGGAGUGGUGCUAAAAGGGGGGAAGGGGGGAAAAAAAUGUUACUGAUUGUGAGUUGUGCGUGCUCGCAACAACGUUUGCACUAUGUUCGUGAGUGUGCAAUCGUUUGCAGAAGCGAAUUGUCCGCAGAGAUAGAAGGAUUUUCUAAAGCAGGAAGAAGGAAGACCAAAAAGUGAGGGGAAGAAUUGUUUUUUUUUAGUGCAACAGAAUUUACGACUUUUUAAAAGAGCUGUUGUGUCUAAAAAAAAAAAAAAAAAAAAGAAGUGUGCCUAACCGGACAUAUCGAACCAAGUUUAUUAACGCGCUUUACACAUUGAAUCACAUAUAAUGGGAGUUUGUUGAAUGUGUACUACCUGGUCUUACAGUGUGCUAUAAUGUGAGUGGCCAUAGCCACUGCUUCUCACAAAUUGGACCCGACAUCUCUUACACACUCUCACUCUCUCUCUCUUUCUCUCUCACAAUGAGUGCAUCUCGUGCAGCUGCAUUUCUCGUUCUCUCCUGCUUCAUUGGGGUUCAUGGUUCACCUUGUCCGGAAGAUAGCGUUGCCGCUGAAGAUGGAAGAUGUAAAUGUGUCUCACCAUGUCCUACUGAUAAAUGUCGACCGGGUCAACAACCUGUCCCAGUGAGAGCUGCUGAUCCAGAAACUCCUGGGAGCUGCUGUCCUCUCUACAAAUGUCUUCCCUCAGAAUCUGUAUUGUGGUUGAGUACAGAGGACAAUGAUGAUGAACAAUUAUUAAGUUGUCGAGAUUCAGAUUCAAUUUUACGUUCAGACGGUGAAUCUUGGCAGCAAGGUGAAUGCGUAAAUUGUAUUUGUGAAAAAGGAAAAAUUUCAUGUCAAGCAACAAUGUGUAAAAGUUGCGAGAAACCAACAUCACCAGCACCUGGAGAAUGUUGUCCUCGUUGUUCUACAACGCUUCAAAAUAUCGCCACCGUUAAAUGUAAAACGCUCACUGAUUGUAAAUUAAAAUGCACCAAUGGUUACAUUAAUGACACCAACAAUUGUCCAAUUUGUCAAUGUAUUAACACAAAGAUAUUGACAGACGUUGAAAAUAAAGAGAAAAAGAUUUGUCCACAAUUGCCACACUGUGGACUAAAUUGUGAGCUUAUUGAAGAUGAGGACGGUUGUCGUGUGUGUGGAUGCACAACUGAUAUUUCGACAAUGUUUGAUAGUGAAAAUCAUGAGAAGAAGGAAAAGAAGAAUGAAGAAAAAGAAGAAGAAGAGGACAAAAUCGUCUGUCCGGAGCUCAAGUGUGAUCUUCACUGUGAAAACGGUCUCCUCAUGGAUGAGAAUGAUUGCACUCUUUGCCAAUGCAAACCCUCCCAUCCAGGAUGUCCGGCCAUGAGCGAUUGCAAAAAGAAGUGCUCUUUUGGAUACAAGGUCAACAAACGGGGAUGCUCGGUUUGUCGAUGUCGAGCAUCUUGUAUCGAUCAACACAAUAAGACACAUCCGGAAGGAUCAAGGUGGGAACUAAAUUCUUGUACAACGUGUAGUUGCGAUGCAAGUGGACGACUCAGCUGCAAAGAGAAGCCCCCGAAGCCUAGCAAUUGCUGUCCCAUUUGUCCAAUCACAAUGGGAAAUGAGACGGAAAAUUCCUAUUCAGGUGUCAAAAGCUGGGGCACAGUACCAAUAACACUAAUCAUCAUAUUAGCAUUGUUAUGCAUUAUCCUUAUCAUUCAUAUAGUGAGGAAUAAAUUUCGGGUUCGAUUAUCACCAACCGCCACUUCCUAUACGCCAUAUCCAUCUCAAUACUAUAAAUGUGUGCCAAUAUAUGACACUCCUGUUCAUCAAAAUGAAAAAAUGGUUUGCCUGUGAGAAAUAUAUGUAUGUUUCUCUGCAAUAUGAUGGGAUAUAUGAAACUAUCGAAUCUAUCCUCCGAGUCACUGCCAAUAAUAAAUAAAUCAAUAUUUUUUUUUUUCACACAAAAAAUAAAAUAGCUUUCUAAAAAUUUUUAAAUCUAAAAUCUAAAAUACAUUAAAAAAUUAAUUCUUUAUAAAAGUAUUUUAAAAAAAUAUUUCUAAAUUUGCAUCAAUUUUUUUUUUUCAUGGAAUCACUAAAAACAAAAGUGUUUUCUUUAAAAAAGAAAAUUACACAAGUAUUGUGUAUAAAUUAUCUUAGGUUAAUUAUUUGAUGCUGAUAAGGUUUAUAUAUAUGUAUAGAUUGUACUAUUUCAAGUCGAUUCGAUGCAAUUCUGAAAAUACGAUAAUUGGAACAAGUACCAUGUACUUGAAAUAAACUCGAAUUCUAGCGCAGUGGUUCGGAAAUUGCAAUUCAAGCUGCAAAGUCUCUAAUUGGAAUCUACGAUUUUAUUGUAGUUUCAAAAGGCAAUAUAAGCUAUACUCUGGACUGAAACCCCCGUGGCGUGACUCGUGAGAGAGAUAUAUAGAGAAAAAUGUCACAUUUUAUAAGCACCUAUAUAAAUGUUACAGUCUGUACGUCCGAGACUCAUCCUUAUACAGCUGUUGUAUCAAAAAAAAAAUAAAAAAAAAAAAGUUAGACGAAAUCUCCAACAAGCUGUGAUGAAAAACUUGUAAAAUAUAAAUAUUGUCACAAUCUCAAAUUGAUAUUAAUGUGAAACAAAAAAAUACAAAUUACUAAUGUCUUUUAAAAAAAAAAAAAUUUUUUAGGUACAAAUUUACUGUAAAAAUGGACUAUUAGUAUUUAAGUAUUUAAUUCCUAGUUUCUUUGAUCUCUGGACCAUUGCGACAUUAUUUUAAUUUAACGAACUCUUUAAAAAAAAAAAAAUUUAAUAUUUGGUAAGAUUUAAAUGGAUUAAUGCUUAGUUUUCAGAGCGACACAAAACCUAUAAUCAAAGAUUAAUUUUUCAUUCUGUUUAAUAUUUACUGAAAUUAUAAUGAGUUCGUUAUUUACUCAUCGAACUGCGCGCGCAAUUGUUUGUUAAUGUGUGAAUGUGAUAUAAAUAUUUGUAUAGAUUUUAUGUGGUUAAAUAUUCAUUUUUUUUGCAGCUGUAAUCUCAGUCAUAUAUUUUUUUUUUUUGUAAAAUUUUAUUUUUUAUUAAGGUGUCCUUCGAUCCUCUCAAAAUAACAACAGAAAAUAGAAUUUAUUUAAAAAAUAAAGCAAUACUCUAGUCAUAUAUGUAAUGCUUGAAAAUCCAUUCUGGUUUAAUUCAAAAAUGAAAUGUUUUUUCAUUAUAAAAAAAAAAAAAUCAAUAAGUUUUAAUUUCCAGAGACUUAUUAUUAAUUUAUUUAUAUCUAAUUUUCAUGAGUACACAAUGUUAAUGUUAGGUUAAAAUUAAAACUGUGUUAUUAGACUACUUUCUCUUUCUCUCUUUUAUCUUUCCUAUAAUUUUAAUUUUAUUAUCAGUUACAAGAACUAAAAUUUUUUUCUUUUUCUCUACAUUUGAGUCAAAAUAGCUUCCUAGAAAAAUGCUUGAAAAAAAUUAGAAAAGAAACUUCCUAUAUAUUAAUAUAAUUGUAAGAUAUUUUUAAUUUAAAUUCUUAAAUAUAGGAAUUUAUUAAAAUUUCGAAAAAAGAGAAGAAAAAUUUGGCAAAGAGAAAUUUUUUCUUUAUCCAAAAAAAAAGCUUUGUAUUAAUUAUCCGCAACUGUAGUAUUUUUAGAUAAUAGACGCAUUUUUGAGUUUUGAAAAAAAAAUAAUAAACUCAAAAUAAAUUAUGUAAAGCGAAUCGUUUUUUUUUUAAGUCUAAUGUUGAGAAAAUGUUCUCAAAUAAAUAAGGUAUAUCUAAUAAAAGUAUUUCCUAUAUCCAGAAAUCUUAAUCUUUCAUCGAUUUUUUGGAUUGUAAAAUAUAAAAAAAAACACUGUAUGUAAAAUAAUAUUGCUUCCUGAAACUUAUCAAAAAAAAAAAAAUUGUCUUAUUUUUUCUGAGUUUAAAAAAAAAAUUGACAAAUGUACUUCUUUUACAUGCUCUUUUUAAUAUAGCUAAAUUAUAGAAUUUCAAUUUUCUAUUAGAAUUUAUUAAACGUGAUAAAAUGUAUUGUACGUAUUAUACUUAAAAAAAAACUUACACAUAUCCAUGUACCUAUACACGCAAUGCUAUAUAUAAAUAGAUGAUUGUCUUCUUAAACUGAUAUAUAUUUUUUCAAUGUUACACUGACAUACAUCGACAAGCGACACAAAAAAAAAAAAAAUAGUAGAAAGUUUAGAAUUAUUUAUAAUGAUCAAUAUAAUUAUAAUAAACGCGUAUACAUAUAUACAUAUAAUUAUAAUAUAUAAUAAUUGUCGAAAAAAAAAAAAAAAUGUAUAGGUAAAAUUUCGUAUAUAUGUGUAUGUACCUUGGAGACAAUAUUUAUUACAAUUUGAACUAUAUUAUAUAAUUAAUAAGAAUAAGAGUAAGCGUAUCAAAAAAAAUUUAUGGAAAACUAUGUAAUAUUUAAACAAAAAAUUCAUUAAUUCAAUAUCUGUUAAUUUGGAAAGUUAAUAUAAACAUUAAAAAACAAAAACUUUAUUUUAUACGAAUAACAUAUCCCAGUUAGGAAAAAAAAAAUUUGUAAAGAUCAUCAUUUUCGAAAAUAAAUUAUUAAUUUAAACAACGACCAAUAGAAACAAGAAAACUAUAUUAAAGAUAAAUAAUAUUGCAUAGAGAACAAAAAAAAAAAAAUCAUUUUAGAGAGUUCCAUUUUGACGAAAAAAAAAAAUCUUUCCUUGUAAUCCAUCAAAAAUUAUAGGGAUGGUAAAAUCAAAAUCGAAUAUCAAUUUUGAAAAUUAAAAAUUCGACUUUUAAUCGAUUAUAAUCGAGAUUUAAACUAAAAAUCGAUUUCGAUUCCAAUCUCUAUAAAUAUUAUCGCAAAUAUAAACGCGCAUAGACGUAACAACGUUAGCUCUUUGUAUAUGUUAAAUAAAAUUUAAUAAAAAGCUAAAUAAAAUUGUUGAUACGAUAAGAAUA